Pochonia chlamydosporia 170 is the source of this 225-nucleotide messenger RNA. RefSeq lists its product as hypothetical. Lineage: Eukaryota; Fungi; Ascomycota; Sordariomycetes; Hypocreales; Clavicipitaceae. The coding region runs from base 1 to 225 and encodes 74 amino acids. The record is from RefSeq and is a predicted model, not a curated record. The transcript has a single exon.
AUGUAUUGUGCACGACCACACUGGCAUUGUCAAUUUGUCGGCAACUCGGUGGUUUGGUUUCUACGAUACUGGUCUGCUUUCGGCCCUUGGAAUGGAAAACUGCUAGAUUUGAGACACACACACGCGCACACACCGGGCGGUGUUCAAUUUCAAAACUGGCUCCAUGUGCCUGGUCGGUGCUCAGGCACUGCCGGCUUUUGUCCUGCAGGCACGUCCCGAGUCUAA